Paracoccidioides lutzii Pb01 is the source of this 525-nucleotide messenger RNA. RefSeq names its product inorganic phosphate transporter. Gene Ontology annotation, cellular component: mitochondrion; endoplasmic reticulum. The transcript is spliced from 2 exons. The record is from RefSeq and is a predicted model, not a curated record. Gene Ontology annotation, biological process: protein targeting to ER. The coding region runs from base 1 to 525 and encodes 174 amino acids.
AUGCAGGUGUCGAAGAAAAUUCCCUUUGACGAUCCCAACGUACUCUUGAGUGUGCGCACCAUGUACAUCGCGUCCAACAUCUUCAUCCUGUGCCUGUACAUAUACGUGCGAUCACAAAUAAACAAGAAGAAAGACCUAAAAACCCUCAAAUACGUUGAGCCCGCUCCGAUGGGAUCGCAAGAAGAACCGCGGCCGGUCAUCACAACGGUCCAGGACUAUGACAAGCAGCAACUCCGCAGCCUACUCAAGUCCCAGCUGAUGGGCGUCGGCAUGAUGUGUGUCAUGCACCUGUACUUCAAAUACACAAACCCGCUCCUGAUCCAGUCGAUUAUCCCCGUCAAGUCUGCGCUGGAGGGCAACCUGGUCAAGGUACAUGUGUUUGGCCAACAGGCUAAGGGCGACCUGGAGAGGCCGUGGAAGGUUGGGGGUGGGUUUAUGGGGAUGGCUCAGGGCGAGGUUAAGAAGGACAAGGCCAGUGUAGAGUCUGCGGAGAAGUCCUGGAGAGGGGGCGCGAAGGAGGAGUAG